Messenger RNA from Polistes canadensis, 1233 nucleotides. Its product is annotated as carbohydrate sulfotransferase 11-like. Gene Ontology annotation, molecular function: sulfotransferase activity. The coding region runs from base 98 to 1147 and encodes 349 amino acids. Gene Ontology annotation, biological process: carbohydrate biosynthetic process. NCBI's taxonomy places the organism in Eukaryota, Metazoa, Arthropoda, Insecta, Hymenoptera, Vespidae. Gene Ontology annotation, cellular component: membrane. The transcript is spliced from 6 exons. The record is from RefSeq and is a predicted model, not a curated record.
GAAGAAGAAUAAAUCAACGAGAUUAGAAUUAGAUUAUUAUUUGCAUUUAAUUAAAUAGAAGAGAUAAAAUCACGCAGGUGUAACUAAACUUGGAGCCAUGCAUCGAUCACAAAAACGUCUUAUUAAUCAACUAAUCAAAAUUGUAAUUGUGUGCGGUUUGAUCUUGAUAUUAUUUAAAUUAAACGUCACUAUGAAAAAUAAUGAAACCGAGCCUAUAUUCAUUUUGACAGAUUUACUGAAUGAAGCAGAAAAAAUAAAUAACGAGAGAUUAUUAAUCGUCGAUGAAGUAUGUAAAGAAUACAGAUUAGGUAUUUACAAAGAUUCGAGCAAAGUUUUGUUUAAACAUCCACCCGCACCGCAAUACAGUGUUUUCUAUAUCGUUAGAGAUCAUAACAUUUCAUAUUGUCCAUUAUAUAAAGCCAGCAGUACAACUUGGUUAUAUAAUUUAUGUUUGUUAAUGAAUGUAUCAGAAGAAGAAUUAAACAAUGGUAAAGAACAAUUAUCGACUAUUGCGAGAAGGGUCAUAGCCGAAUUAGAAUAUCCCGAAGCUGAGGAGGCAUUGAGAAAUACGAACAAAUUAUUAGUGGUAAGGCAUCCAUUCGAAAGAUUGUUGAGCGCGUAUCGUGAUAAAUUGGAAAAUUCUGUGGCUGGUCGUGAACACGGAACUCUACAUUUUUAUCAGAAAUAUGGAGCAAUGAUCGUUAAAAAAUAUCGUAGUAGACAUUUUGUAAAACCACGUGACGAUGAAAUAAUUAAACGAAGGGGUGUUCAACCACCGGCAGGAAUCGAACCAACAUGGCGAGAAUUCGUUGAUUACUUGAUCAACACGGAUUUAGCUAGUUAUGCUGACGACCAUUGGAUUCCAUAUUAUCUAUAUUGUACACCGUGUUUGAUUAAAUACGACAUCAUUGCUAAGGUUGAAACACUAUCGCGAGAUCAAAUUUAUGCAUUGAACAAAUUAGGAUUGAACAAAAUGAUCAAACCAAUUUGGAGACACGGUAGUGGUUAUUCGAAUGCUUCGAGUAUAUAUUUCAGACAAUUGAGUAGAAAAAUGGUUGAACAACUUUACGAAAAGUUCAGAUUGGAUUUUGAACUGUUUGAUUAUUCUCCUGAUAAUUAUUAUAGAUAUGCCGUAACCUCGGAUUAAAAAAAAAAAAAAAGAAGAAGAUAAAAUAAAGGCAAUUAUGUAAAUAAUAUCUGGUAAAUAUUAUCGAUUAAUAAUUAUGAAUUAGA